CGGAGCGCACAUUCAGCCAAGAUGGUCUCAAUCAAACCCCCCUCGUCCCUGGCGCACAUGUCGUGCACGCAGGCUCUGCUGGUCGGGGGCGGCGUGAGCGUCCUCCUGCUCGCCGUGCUGCUGCUCCGUCAGCUCGUCAAGCAGCGGAGACCCCCGGGCUUCCCCCCCGGGCCUUCCCCCAUCCCUGUCAUCGGCAGCAUCCUGUCUCUGCUCACCGAGCCGCACGUCUUCCUCAAGAAGCAGAGUGAAGUUCACGGACAGAUUUUCAGUCUGGACCUGGGAGGAAUCCUGACCGUGGUGCUAAACGGCUACGACAGUGUCAGAGAGUGUCUUUACCAUCAGAGCGAAGUGUUUGCUGAUAGACCGUCUUUGCCUCUCUUCAAGAAAAUGACCAAAAUGGGCGGUCUCCUCAAUUGCAAAUACGGCAAAGGCUGGAUCGAACAUCGCAAACUGGCCUGCAACUCCUUCCGCUACUUCGGCAGCAGUCAGAGCCUCUUCGAAAAAAAGAUCUCGGAGGAGUGCAUGUUCUUUGUGGACGCCAUCGACAAGCACAAGGGCAAGCCCUUCAACCCCAAACACCUGGUUACCAACGCCGUAUCCAACAUCACCAACCUGAUCAUAUUCGGACAGCGCUUCAGCUACGACGACCGAAACUUUCAGCACAUGAUCGAGAUCUUCAGCGAGAACGUGGAGCUGGCGGUGAGCAGCUGGGCUUUCCUCUACAACGCCUUCCCUUGGAUCGAGUACUUGCCAUUCGGGAAGCACCAGAAGCUCUUCCGCAACGCCGCUGAGGUGUACGACUUCCUGCAGCAGAUCAUCAAGGACUUUUCUCGAGGCAGAGUGUCUCACGUACCUCGACACUACGUCGACGCCUACUUGGACGAUUUGGAGCAGAACGCGGCAAACCCAAAUUCUUCCUUUUCCUUUGAGAACCUCAUCUAUUCAGUGGGGGAACUCAUCAUUGCUGGCACCGAGACCACCACCAACACCCUGAGAUGGGCCAUGCUCUACAUGGCGCUCUACCCCAACAUACAAGAGAGGGUGCACAGGGAGAUCGACAGCGUGCUGGCUAAUGGCCGGGCCCCGUCUUUGGAGGACAAACACAAGAUGCCCUUCGUGGAAGCCGUCCUGCACGAGAUCCUGCGCUUCUGCAAUAUUGUUCCCCUUGGCAUUUUCCGAGCCACCACGCAGGAUGCACAAGUGAACGGCUACACCAUUCCCAAAGGCACCAUGGUGAUCACUAACCUGUAUUCCGUGCACUUUGACGAGAAAUACUGGACCGACCCAGGAGUUUUCUCACCGCACAGGUUUCUGGACAGCAAUGGUAACUUUGUGAGACGUGAAGCCUUCCUGCCAUUUUCACUCGGGAGGCGCCACUGUGUCGGUGAGCGUCUGGCCCGGAUGGAGAUGUUUCUCUUCUUCACCACUCUGCUCCAGAGGUUCCACCUUCAGUUCCCGCCAGGUAGCGUUCCCACGGUGGCUCCCAAACUGGGCAUGACUUUGCAGCCAAAGCCUUACUCCAUCUGCGCCAUCCGCAGGCAGCACUUUGGAGACACUCCUUAUGGCAUGUAGGCAAGCAGUGCAGAGACUUCAUGUUCAAAUUCAAUCCACAAAUCUACUCUUGUACAGCAACUCCACAGCACACACAGGGGCAUGUAAGACUGCAGCACUCUGGAUUUCAGCAGUGCAUUAUUUUUGGACUCGUUCUUACACACGCGUGAUGCAGUUUACUUGCUUCUUACCAAAUCUUUGUACUGGGCAAUAUGCAUGUUUGCACUAAAGGCACAAUGCUGUGCAAAGACAGACAUGUUAUCGAUGGAGUUCUGCGUAGCACGCAGCAGUUCUGAGCACAGGACACAAAAUGCCUAUGAACCUUAACGAUCCAGGGAUGUGUUGGGUGGAAGUCAAUGAUUGAUACUAAGUACACACGUGGUGGUUCACAGCCCUCAUCCUUCUCAGGGCAGCGUCAGGCCAGACAAACGACCUGUGAGCAGAGACGAGACUUUCCAGGAAUGUUCCGCACACUGUAUGCUUAGGCUGGAUAGGGACCAGCUUUACUUCAUGUAAACUGACUUUGACUCUGCCUCCAGGGAGAGUUCUUUUUGGAAAAACCUUUGCCAAUGCAAAAGAAGGUGAAUUUCUAGAAUUGUUGGUUUGUAUACCCUCUGAUGGUGCUUGUCAGUACUUACUAAGUCUUUUAUAUUGAUGGGAAUUUGUGUUCAACGACACAACUCUUAAAGUGUCUUCCCAUUUUGUACAUUUUCUAUUCAAUACUUGAAGAAUCAAAGGGUAAGCGAGGACCACAACUUAGUAAACGGUAAUAAAUGACUAUGUUGGACUUGCAAGUUUGACAUGUCAUGACUUGAAUUAUUUGAUGUUGUUUUGUCAAUUACAAUACCAAUUGUGAAAAGUAUUAAACUUGUUCAUGUG
Nerophis lumbriciformis (worm pipefish) is the source of this 2430-nucleotide messenger RNA. It is a transcript of the gene cyp2r1, whose product is annotated as cytochrome P450, family 2, subfamily R, polypeptide 1. Gene Ontology annotation, cellular component: cytoplasm; intracellular membrane-bounded organelle. The record is from RefSeq and is a predicted model, not a curated record. Lineage: Eukaryota; Metazoa; Chordata; Actinopteri; Syngnathiformes; Syngnathidae. Gene Ontology annotation, molecular function: iron ion binding; oxidoreductase activity, acting on paired donors, with incorporation or reduction of molecular oxygen, reduced flavin or flavoprotein as one donor, and incorporation of one atom of oxygen; heme binding. Gene Ontology annotation, biological process: xenobiotic metabolic process.